AGGUUGAUGGUUCUCUCCACGGUGAGCGGCUUGCUCUGCUGCAGGUAUUUGUUCCCGAACUGGUUGACCCCGCGGGGCCAGCCGGACUGGGAGCGGUUGGGUGUGAGCACGGACAUGGUGAGCGAGGGGAUCUGCUGAUAUCGGGGUACGCGGAGCCGCUCGGGUACCCCCGGGUAACUGGCUGCCUGGAGUCUGUCUCCCCCCGGUCUCCGAAACACACAACGGAAACACAACGGAGCGCCGGAAAACCAAUGACGCCACUUCCGGGCGCAGAGAGCGUGUCCGUCGCCGUUUAGUUACGUCACUGGACUCCGUGCAGCCGCCGCCGCUGAGCAUUCUGGGAGUUGUAGUUGCAGGCGACAUGAGUAGCAAGAGAAGGCAAGGGGACCGAGGGGACCCCAAAACUAAGAAAGGGAAGCGGGAGAUCAAAGCUGGGCUGACCGAGAGCCUGUUAGACCAGGCCGGGAGGGAUGCAGCUAGACAGGCCUGGGAGAGGAGGGAAGCCGGGAACCAUGGUGAGUGAACACAUGGGACAGAUAUGGCUACCAUACACUGCAUACACCCUGGGUUUAAACACACACCAUGCAACCAUAUACACGCACAGACACACCAUGCAACAUAUAUAUAUAUAUAUAUACAUACAUAUACACACACACACAUAUAUACACACGCCAUGCAACCUGUAUACACAUACACACACACCAUGCAACCUGUACACACACACACACACCAUGCAACCUGUAUACACACACACGCACCAUGCAACCUGUAUACACACACACCAUGCAACCUGUAUACACACACACGCACCAUGCAACCUGUAUACACACACACGCACCAUGCAACCUGUAUACACACACACCAUGCAACCUGUAUACACACACACGCACCAUGCAACCUGUAUACGCACCAUGCAACCUGUAUACACACACACACACGCCAUGCAACCUGUAUACACACACACACACGCCAUGCAACCUGUAUACACACACACGCCAUGCAACCUGUAUACACACACACACACACCAUGCAACCUGUAUACACACACACGCACCAUGCAACCUGUAUACACACACCAUGCAACCUGUAUACACACACCAUGCAACCUGUAUACACACACCAUGCAACCUGUAUACACACACCAUGCACCAUGCAACCUGUAUACACACACCAUGCACCAUGCAACCUGUAUACACACCAUGCACCAUGCAACCUGUAUACACACACCAUGCACCAUGCAACCUGUAUACACACAUGCACCAUGCAACCUGUAUACACACAUGCACAAUACAACCUGUAUACAUACACACACACACACACACACACACACACCAUGCAACCUGUAUACAGACACACCAUGCAACCUGUAUACAGACACACACACACACACACACCAUGCAACCUGUAUACACACACACACACACACGCCAUGCAACCUGUAUACACACACACACCAUGCAACCUGUAUACACACACACCAUGCAACCUGUAUACACACACACACACACACCAUGCAACCUGUAUACACACACACGCACCAUGCAACCUGUAUACACACACACACACACGCACCAUGCAACCUGUAUACACACACACACGCACCAUGCAACCUGUAUACACGCACCAUGCAACCUGUAUACACACACACACACACACACACACCAUGCAACCUGUAUGUAUACAUACACACACACCAUGCAACCUGUAUACACACACACACACACACACACGCCAUGCAACCUGUAUACACACACACACACACACACGCCAUGCAACCUGUAUACAGACACACCAUGCAACCUGUAUACACACACACACAAACACCAUGCAACCUGUAUACACACACACACACGCCAUGCAACCAGACACACACGCAGACACACGCCAUGCAACCAUAUACACACACACCAUGCAACCCUAUGCGCACAGGCACACUAUUCUACCCACGACAUAUAAACACACACAGACACACCAUGCACCCUGGACACAAACACACAUACACAGUAUUCACCCUGGAUACAGACAUACACCAGUCUACUCAUGACAUAUACACACCAUGCACCCUAUACACAGACACACAGGCUACUCUAGAUAUAUACACCAUGCACACUGGAUACACACCAUGCUACCCUAGACAUAUACCCACCAUGCACCCUGGGCAUGGGGCUGCCAUAUACAGAGUUCUGUCCUGGACAUGGGGCUGCCAUAUACACCAUGCUAAUGUUUGUGGACAUGGUGUUUGUAUACUGCAUAUAGGAAACAAACUCAUUCAGGGGAAACCAUCACCUCCAAAAAUUACACUUUCAAAUAAAACUAAAAAUCAUUUAUAAAUUCUGUUAAUGGGAUGCUCCACUGCCUAAUUACAACACAUAAAAUAAACAUUGUUUAGAAGAAAUACCCCAGUGAAAACAUGCAUGCCCUUAUAUAUGCAUUUUUUCAUUGAGGGUAUGUCCUAAAACUGCAUAUCUCGUCUUAAAGGACCACUAAAAUCACUCAAGCCACUUCAUCUCAAUGCAGUGGUCUGGGUGCUGUGGUCCUGUAUGUUUAACCCUGCAAUGUAAAACAUUGCAGUUUUUUUAGGGUUAAACAAACCAACACUUGACUGCAAGCUAGAUUUCAUUUUUAACUCGUGUGCCAAAACUGAUUGGACACUUGACUGUGAAAUUAAGAUGAUCAGCUUUAUUAACGGGCGAUAGUAGAUGUAAUCUAUUUGUUUGGUAUCUUCUAGGCUCCAUUACCUUGUCUUCUGCCCCUUUUCCGCACUGUGUGAUCCACCCUGUCAUUCAGAGUUUGGAAUUCCUGGAUGGAUUAAAAGAGGAGCUACUGGGUCUGAACUUCAACGAAAAAUCUAAUGACCUGUACAAGUUUAAACAGGUGGGAAUUGGGAAGUGCUGCAAGAAAGUUGGAUGGGUCCUUUGGAAGGAGUAGAUUGAUUGAUUGGGUUGCAAUGAAGGAGCAAUAAGUAAAAUAAAGGACAGCUGAAUGCCAGAGAACUCCAAGUGGAUUGGCUUAAUGUGCACUAUUAUAAAUGCUGAUGUUCUUUUUCAGUCUGAUGAUCUGAAGAGGCGGAAAGAGCCACAUAUCAGUGCUUUACGGUGAGAAUCUAUGAAUUUUGUGCCUAAUCUAAUUCCUGAGACACUCUUCCUCCACCAUGGCAAAUGUUAAUUCCAGUCACCCAAAUGUUAUGCAGCUAUAGCUUGAAGCACAGUCAGAGUGGGCAAUGGGCCUCUUACAAUAAAAUGUGGAGACCACAUUUUCAAUGUACCUUAAAGUUAAAGGACCACUAUAGUGCCAGUAAAACAUACUCGUUUUCCUGGCACUAUAGUGCCCUGAUGGUGCUCCCACCCUCAGGGACCCCCUCCUGCCGGGCUCUGGGGAGAGGAAGAGAUUAAACUUACCUCUUUCUCCAGCGCCGGGCGGGGAGCUCUCCUCCUCCUCUUCGGCUGAAUGCGCAUGUGCAGCAGGAGCCGCCCGCGCAUUCAGCCAGUCCAUAGGAAAGCAUUCACAAUGCUUUCCUAUGGACGCUGGCAUGUUCUCACUGUGAUUUUUCACAGUGAGAAGCACGCAAGCGCCUCUAGCGGCUGUCAAGAGGCAGCCACUGGAGGCUGGAUUAACCCUAACAUAAACAUAGCAGUUUCUCUGAAACUGUUAUGCUUGUUAAAAAAAAAAUGGGUUAACCCUAGCUGGACCUGACACCCAGACCACUUCAUUAAGCUGAAGUGGUCUGGGUGCCUAGAGUGGUCCUUUAACACAAUAAAAUUAAACUUACAGAACAUUGUACAGUAAAUUUGUACAGUAACGUCCAACACUUCAAAGUGUUUUAUGCUUAUAAUUCUUAAAGGGAACACUCCAAGUAUGCAGUGUAGCAAUGGUUCCAUUCUUGCCUUUUAAAGAUACAGAAAUGUCUCUUCCAAGAUGAUUACAUUUGUAAUGUAGAUCAUUUAUCUUGCUCAAAGUAAACUGGAAUUCCAUAACCCUAUUAUAUGCUGUUCUCAGACAGGUACUGUUUGAGGAUUUCCGGGAAUGGCUGUCGGAUGUUACAGGUGUCAAACUGGAGAAGACAGUUGAUAUGUCCUGUGCUCAGUAUGACUACACAGGUACAGGCCAUGUGUCCAUGAAUUUGGAACUUACAUCAGUGGAUGCUACUGUUUUUAAUUAGUUUUUUCUUUUUUUGCAGACACUUUGCUAUGUCAUGAUGAUGAGUUAGAAGGCAGGAGAUUUGCUUUUAUCCUGUACCUAGUUCCAGAAUGGCUUGAAGCAUACGGAGGAUCCCUUGAUUUGUACAACACUGAUGGUCUGUUUUAAUUAGAAAGUUUCAUAAAAAUAAAGAUAGAUAAAUUAAUAAAUUAAACGCUUAACUUCUGAGCCUCAAAGCUAUUAUAUGCAUCUGUAACUCUUAAAGUAAAACUACAAAAAUCAAAAUAAUUCUUAUCAUAUAUUGGACAGUACAUAUACUUCUAAUGUGACAAGCAAGAAAAUCUAGCAGAUGGGUAAAAUAUUGUAUUAUUUUCAUGCACCAGGCUUGGUUAGAAAUUUCCAUUCUUUGUUAACCCUAUUUCAUGCCAGUACACACAUAUGUGUUCUGCAUAUUUGUGGCUAUAGGAGGUAAAUGUCACUGUACGUUAAUUAGUUCAGCUAGAGAGAGCUUCUGGCUGUCAGGGUAUUACAAGGGCCCUGUAGUCACUACGUAAGAAGUCAAACCACUACCAACUGUUUUGACUAAUUACAUUGGGAGGGGCAACAAGGCACUUUUGGCACCAUAACCACUAGCUAGCAUGUACUGUAGUGUUUAUUGUACUUGGUGUGUUUCUUUAAACAGUUAAUUAGGGGGGUUUAUAAUUGUUCCAUUUGUCCUCUCUAGUCCAUAUAUAAUUUGUGUGCCUUCUCCUUGCAGAAAAUGCACAGCCUGGGUCUAUUGCUAAGUCUCUCAUUCCCAAAUGGAAUUCACUAGUUUUCUUUGAAGUUUCACCCAUUUCUUUUCAUCAGGUGAGAGGCAACACCUAUACUUAUUAAACAUCAAAAUUUAUUGCAUUUUGUUCACUUAAUUCACUAGAGGGAAAAUUUUAUUUUAUAGUGGUUCCUUGGUUUACAAAAAAAAUCCAUUAGAAAAUUAAUGCCUCAGUGUACAGUUUUUUUUUCGCAAUACAAAGCUUGAGUUUCCCCAGGAUGCAUUGCACCUGGGAGGUUUACAGCACGGCCCCUGUGCAUGCUGGAGUUUGUGGGUAGCACGUGGCAUUCUGGAAAUUUUUUGCAGCGGUCUUGGGAACUUUUUUCGUGCAUUUCUCAAGCAGUGGAAAGGUAGGGAGCUGAGCUUCGUCGUUUGCAUGCCUUUUACUGUGUGUUCUGCAUUAUGGGUUGGUUUCCAUGCCAGCUCGUUUUUUACUUUUUUCUGACCUUCAGAAUGGAUUAAUUGGUUUUCAAUGCAUUCCUAUGGGAAACUGCUUUCGGUUUACAAAUUUUUUUCCGCAAUGAGAAACGUCCCAAAGAACGCAUAAAAUUUGUAAACCGAGGUACCACUGUAUUUUGAUGGUGUAUAAAUGUGAUGACGGAAGGUUGAGAAGAAAGGAAUACUACAAGAAAAGUGGCUUGCACAGACUCGCAGAACUAUAUGUAACCAGUUUGAGUUGUUUGAUAUCUUGUAUCUACCAUUGGUUGCCAGGUUAUAUUGCCUUAUUUUUCAUUUAUCAUACAAAGCCUGUUACCUAGACUUUUAAGAAAAAUCAAGAGCUCUAAGUCUACUUACACAGCCUUGUGUAGAUUCAUUGUGGCAAAGAGUACAUCAGAAGUUGUUAAUUUACAUUCCCAGUUAUGAUUUCCUUGCCUUAUGGCUGGCAAAGCAUCAUGGGAGGUGUAGUUUUACACCCACUUUUAAUUGGCCCAUUCGUUUAAAGGAACACUAUAGUCCCCUAAAUUACUUUAGCUAAAUAAAGCAGUUUUAGUGUGUAGAUCAUUCCCCUGCAAUUUCACUGUCAUUUAGGAGUUAAAUCACUUUGUUUCUGUGUAUGCAACCCUAGCCACACCUCCCCUGGCUAUGAUUGACAGAGCCUGCAUGAAAACAAAAACUGGUUUCACUUUCAAACAGAUGUAAUUUACCUUAAAUAAUUGUAUCUCAAUCUCUAAAUUGAACGUUAAUCACAUACAGGAGGCUCUUGCAGGGUCUAGCAAGCUAUUAACAUAGCAGGGGAUAAGAAAAUCUUAAUUAAACAGAACUUGCACUAAAGAAAGCCUAAAUAGGGCUCUCUUUACAGGAAGUGUUUAUGGAAGGCUAUGCAAGUCACAUGCAGGGAGGUGUGACUAGGGUUCAUAAACAAAGGGAUUUAACUCCUAAAUGACAGAGGAUUGAGCAGUGAGGCUGCAGGGGCAUGUUCUAUACACCAAAACUGCUUCAUUAAGCUAAAGUUGUUCAGGUGACUAUAGUGUCCAUUAAACUAAUCCACUGCUCUGAUACUAUCUGUAUGUUAAUAUUAUUUCCUUUUUGAACAGGUUUCAGAAGUGCUUUGUGAAGGAAAGUGUCGCCUUUCAGUCAGUGGCUGGUUUUAUGGGCCGUAUCUUGAAAGGCCCCAACCCUUCUUGGAUCCUUUACCUCUCCGCAGUCCCCACAUACCUCAUGAUGUAAGAAUUUAUUUACUAUAUAUAUAAUUUUUUUCACGGUGUAAUAAAUGAGUUUCCACAGACCACGCAUCUACUGACCAAUGUAUACUUUGGUUUCCACAGCAUGAAAUCCUGUACGAGUGGGUGAAUCCAGUUUAUUUGUCAGUUGAUGCCCAGUCUCAAAUACAAGAGGAAUUUGAAGAACGGUCGGAGAUGCUCUUGAAAAACUUCCUUCAGGUUUGUGUUAAAUGAAGAAGGCACGGUGUGGGAGUAGGGAGGAAAGACAAUAGAACAUGGCAAAACAGGGGUGGGGGUUACAUGCAGAUAUUUGAUAUCGAGGAUGGAAGGCUAGUUAGAGUAUAGUAAAACGGGUUAAAAUGACAGAGACAGAGCAACUAAUGUGGAUAGUAUCAUGGUAGCAUCAUAUCUCCGCAAUUAAUGGAAACUGUCAUUAUUAUAACUGAAAAUAAAACUCUGCAUACAAUAUAACCUCAUGCAUUAUUUUGCAAAAAAUAUACAUGUUAUCCAUUUUCAGUACAUCUGGCCUACCCUGUGGGGGCAAGCAUCUUUAAUCCUCUUUAUUUUAAAACGGGAAGGUCAAAUUGUCAAAGAAUGCAUUUUGGGUUUUUUAAAUGCUUGACACUUGUACAUGUCGUUAGGGUUGCUAAUGGAUUUAGAGGACAUAGCCGAACACAUUUGUUUUUAUUUUUCAUUAGUGCGCGUUAGGAAUUUAGUAUUAACAGGGAAAAUGCAAUGCUCACGUAUGUACAACAAAAUUAAAUGUAACUGGAUUAUUUCGCAGUUACUAGAAAACUCCGUUAUUUGAAAAAAGGUCAAAUAACUUCUAGGUAUUGUCCUUUUUCUACAAAUAUAUAUACUCUUGUCAAAAUUUUGGAUUCUGUGAUCACUAUAAAGCACAAAAAUAUAUUUAGAUUAAUUAAGCAGUUUUGGUGUAUAGCUGAUGCCCCUCCAGUUUCACAGCUCAAUCCUUUGCCAUUUAAUGAAAUUACUUUUUAAUACAAGUAUAGUCACACCAACCGUGGCUGUGACUCACACAGCCUCCAUGAAAACAAAAAAUGGAUUUAUUUUCAAUCAGAUCUUACAGCACCGUGCGUUUACUUUAUAAGUUAUCUCCUGCUCUGUUAAUUGAUCUUUAAAUGAACACUAUACUUUAAAGAUAAACUAUAGGGUCAGAAAUAAAAGCACGUAUUCCUGACCCUAUAGUGUUAAAACCACCAUUCCUCUCCCUUAGGUGUUAAAACCCACCAUAUUAACAGCGCUGCGCAGGUCCCCUGGCACUUGCCCCAUCCCCAGUCCGCCUCUUUAGCUACAUCAUAAUUGGAUUGGCUGAAAUCUGUAAGGAGGUGGGAUGGGGAGAGGCUAAACAUUGUUUUGGCCAAUCAACACCUCCUCAUAGAGAUGCAUUGAAUCAAUGCAUCUCUAUGAUGAAAAUUUAGCAUCACGCUGAACAGCAGUGCUUGCCUCCUGUGCAGCACUGCCCCAGAAAGCACCUCCAGUGGCCAUCUGAGGAGUUUUCUCUGAAAAUGCAGUGUUUGCAUGAAAAUGCCUGUAGGGAAUGAUUAUACUCAACAAAACAACUACAUGAAGCUGUAGUUGUUCUGGUGACUAGUGUCCUUUUAAUCAUACACAAAAUGAUUCUUUUGGAUCAAGCAGGCUACUUGAUCCAAAAGAAUCAUGUAAUGAGAGAUUCAUAGUUAAACAAACUGUGCAAGAAGGGUAGCUAAAAAGUAAUGGGGGAAAAAAAAAAAUACUUAUUUUGGAAGCAUUCAGGGAAGCCGAGUGACUAUUUAUGGAGCCCUAACCUCCCCUGCCAAAAUUAUUUGACUUCUAACUGGCCACAAAUUGAACAGUGAGACUGCAGGGGAGUGAUUUGUACACCAAAACCAUUUAAUUAAGCUAAAACAAAAAAUGGUGCUUUGUGUCCCUUUUAAAGAAUAGUUUCAUCAUUUGGCAAAGGUCCAGUUUUAUAUACCAAAAUUAAUUGAGGUCCUAGUCAUAUUAAGCUGCUUCAAUCAUGACAAAUAAGUUAAUCUAUUUUGAGUUCAUCUUUAUUUACACUAGUUGUGUAGAAACAAGUAAAACUGGACAAAAAAUGUUUGUUUUUUACAUACUUUAUGUGUAGUGAAAAGAUUUUCACAUAAGGUUUUUCCUUAUGUAAUGUAAGGUCAUUGGAGAGAAGCAGGAGGUAGAAGGAACCCUAGAUGUGCAAACAACGUGUGGGUUUUUUUUUAAUUUAUCACCAUUUUUAAUUUGCAGGAAGAAAAGUUCAAUGAAGUUUGUUCGGUUCUUGCAACCCAAUCUAUUGAGUGGGAACAGUGUGGCCCACCUAAUCGAAGGUUGGUGCAGAUCAUGGGACAACAUGUGUUUACAAGUGGGACUGUUAAGUCUUUUUCUAAUUUGUGUCUAUCCCCUGUAGGUGUUAUCAAAGGGCAAGAGGUGAUCUCCCCAACGCCAUUAGUAGCUGCAUGGAACUGCUGAAGUCUGAAGCAUUCUUUCUGCUGCUGUCCAACCUCACUGGCCUUAGUUUACAUUUCUUAUCUACAAACAGUGAUGACUCUGAAGGAGAAGGACCUUCACAAAACAAUCAAUCAGUCUCAGAAGAUGAUAGUGGAGCUGAGCAGUCUGAGACUGAACAAGGGCAAAGUAAGUACAGCCACACUACAUAUCUAAAUCUGAGAAUUCACAGCAGCUUUUCCAUUCAUUGUCUGCUCCUCCAUCAUUUGCAGGUGAAAAGGUUCCUUUAUGUAGUGGAGAGCUGCGUCACUGGACGCAUGGACAUUACACCUUGAUACACGAUCAUGACCCAGAGCGACAUCAAUUUGCAUUGGACCUCCUGCUGUUCUUUGGAUGUAAAGGUCAGAUUCUGGGCUCUUUAAAUUAAAUCAUAAAUUUUAUGUAGAAUAAUAAAAGAUAACUACUUUUCUUUACCAGCACAAGAGAAGCUGGAGGUACUGAGUGUGCAAAAUGACCAUGUUUCCUUGCUUUAAAAUUUUUGAUUUGCAGGAAGAUAUGUUUCUAUCAUCAGAUUGAUUUCUUUAAUAUAUACAGCCACAAUUAAUUUAUGUAAGAUGCCUCAUGUGACAUCUACUAGAAAAGCAAUAUGGUUUUCCUCCAUCACACUUGUUUUGUAAUGUUGUAAUUGCUUGUGACUGCAGCUAUACAUAAAGAAUGGUUGAUUGUAGACAAUAAAUUAUGAUUUACAUUCUAAGUUAUAUACAGUAUAUCAGAAUAGAACUUUUCAACUAGUUACAAGCUCUGUUGCAUUCCAUCUGCACAUUUUACACAAGUCAUACAUGAUUGAUUGUUUGUCCUUUUUAAGACCGCUUAGUUUUGCAAUACACCAAGUUCAGAUGUCUGUUGUAACCCCUCAUUCACAAGUUCUUCUGUGGAAUCAAUCCAACCGCUUAAUUUAACAGUCAGUUAAAUAAAGUACAUUGUGUUUGGUUAAUAAUAAAAUAUUUUAAUUGUCUGUUAAUUCAAGAUGGUCAAAGGAUAAUAGUGUUGUAUAAUGAGGAAUUAUUAGUAGUAGUACUAGUGUUUGAAAUGUUCACACUUUAUUUUAAAUACAGACUGGAAAGAAGAGUAUGGAGGAUUUACAUCUUACAUUGCAAAGGAAGAAGAUGAGGAGGUAAAUCAGACUUUUAGUGUACUGGUAGUUGGGAAUGCAAGAUUUUAGACAACUGCAGGAAAAAAUAUAGUGCAUGUUUGUACAGUAAUAACACAAGUCGCGCUUCUUCUGCCAAAUAUAUGCAGGAUUAGCCCCUAAAGUAUGAACUAUCACAAAUUCAAGGCCAGAAUAGCUGAACUGAUAACAGGUAUAUUGGAGAAUUCUUCAGUUUGACUAUUUUGUACUUCAAUAUGGCACAUUUUUCGUUUCUGGGAGUUCACACUACUGACUUAAUAAAAUUUUUAAACGAAGAACAACUAAAAGUUAAUCACAUGCUUUACACCAAAUUAACUAAUUUGUACAAAUUAAAAUACGAUGGCAUCCUCUAGAGUGCGGGCAUAUGGAAUUUCUCAGGACAUGCAGUUUCAGACGCCUGGCGAGUAGUUCUAUUCUUUUAGCCCUGUUGCGUGUGUGGGUAUGUAAAUCAGUGAUUGUGUCAGAAUGACAGUAUGGGGGUCAGUGAUUGUGCGCCAAAGGAGGACAAGGUCUGAUUAGGUUAAACAAUUUAGAUUUUAGUUUGAGAGUAUAUGCAUAUUAAUGUGUUUAAUAUUAACGUGUCUACUGUAUAUUAUAAGCAUUGCUUUGAUAUGCAUAAAACAAUCCAAUUGUUGUGAAUAAAAAGUUUGCUCUGGCAUGCGUGGAGCGUUGCCAUAGCAACCCACAGCAACACUAUCGCGGUUUGUGAGAGGAAAGGGAAUACUGCUGCUGGAGGGUGCAAGAUGACUCCUGGGUCCCUGCUACAGCCACCAGACCACAGGUAGGAGGCAGGGAAGGGGGGAAAUAGUGUGACGUGUGUGUGUGUGUGUGUAAGCAGUGUGUUUUGUAUGCAGUGUUUGUUGUGUUGGAUAAGUACUGGGGAAAGGGGGUGCAGUUUUUAUUAAAUUAGUUGGGGUUAUUUACCCCAACUAAUUAAAAAUCUGCUUUUCCCAGCACUUAUCCCACACUGUAUACACUGCAUCCACUAUAAAAACACACACAGUGUACCUGUCUAUCUGCGUUUGUUUUGUGUGUGUGUAGCGCUGUGUGUCUGUAUGUCUAUAUAUCUGCAAGUGUAUCAGUGUCUAUGUAUCUCAGCAUCUUGCCAACACUAAACACAAAUACACCCGUGUUCAAACCUCAACACUACAAAACACACCUAAGUUUUAGAACACCACCAUUAUAUAUAAACACACGUGUGUGUGUGUGUGUGUGUGUGUGUGUGUGAAGAAAAAAAAAAAAACUACACACAGAUGCACGCCUGCAUUAAAAUGCCAAUACUACAUUCACUUACAUACUCCAUACAAAAACAUGCUUACAUUCAAACACACAAGCACUACUCAGUGCGAAAUACAUUAAACAGUUUGCAUUUUGUUUUUUCCUUUACAUUUUAAAGUUGAGGGGUGCCAAAUUUAGGAUCUGCCCCGGGUGCCAAAUGCUCUAGGUACACCCCUGCAUACAGGCAGCACACACCUUGCAUACAGACAACACACACAUUACAUACAUCCUGCGCACAAAAUGUUUAGAAAUUUUACAUAAAUCAGGGAUUUUCUCGUAGCCAAAAAACGCAUCCUCUACUGGACAUCAUUGAUCAUACAGAAUUACUAUUUCUGUAUUAUUAGUGUUAAUUUUGUCCACCCUUGCACUCUCAAUGCCACCCAGGUUUGUUAUUUGCAUUAAAUCUCUAACUGUUGUUUCCAAUGUCUAUUUUCAGCUGAAGUUUAAAAAUUAUUUUCUGCAUAUAUGUUCCAUGUUUGAUAAUCUAAAAUUUCAUCCAAUUUUUUUUUUUUAACACCUUAGCUCCUCACAGUUUACCCAGAGAACAACUGCCUGGCAUUAGUCUACAGAGAUAAAGAAACAAUGAGAUUUGUAAAACACAUUAACCACAAGAGCCUUGAGAGAGAUGCCAGCCACAAAGGAUUCUGGGACUUUGCAUUUGCCUAUCACGAAUGACAGUAUGGAAUUUAAGCUACAGUGCAUCAUACUAGGAUUACAUGAAUUUGCAAUUAAGACAUUUUAUAAUCCUACACUUGGCAUGUUUCUCACCUGAAAAAUAACAAAUAUAGCGGUUGUCAGAGGUGUUUUAAUCAGUGUUUGAAGAACAAAUGCCGUAAAAAAGAAUUUAGAAUGAUCUUUCUUGUAAUUUAUGUAACUAAUAUUUCAAAUAGUGUUUCCUGCAAAAACAAAAUUGACAAAUACAUAUUUUUAUUUAAAAAAACAAAAGGUUAAUUUUAUUUUUUAAAGUAUAUAGUUUUCUAUUGCUUCUGAUCUCAGGACGUAUGUCUUAAGUUAAAAUGCUACAGAGGAGGGCGAAGCUUAGCGCCUGAGCCGAACGGACCAUCGCUCGGGGCACUAAUCACUAAUAAUCUGGGGUACCCCACAGCCAUUGGAGCAAAUGCCUGCACUCAACAUAACCAGGAAGGGGUGAGCAACAGACCCAUGCCAUUCUUGUACCUGAAAUCAAGCAAGAAGGCUUGCCACAAAUCUGGGGCCUACCAGAGUAUUCAGCCACAAGGGACCUUGAGGCAGAGCUCUAUAGCUCCCCUUGACAACCCUUCACAGCCCAGACACCAUGGGACUUAGAUCCCAGAAGCCACAGCCUGGCUCCAGCAAAGACUCCCACGACAUUGGUGCAAUGCUGCAAAGUCCAGCAGCCUUCAAGAUGGCAGCCCGGUCAGACCGCGGGGUUAACAGGACAGACUCCUGAGUAGACCCACCUGCAUCUGGAGACACAAUCUCCCCCAUGAAACUUGUAGAGGAAAUGGCAGAACAAGACCCACUAGCCCCAGCUCAUAAACAGGAUAUUGCCAACCUCUUAAGGGAGCUGGACACCAAAGUGCAGACGGUAAAAGCACGCACUCAAGCUACAGAGGAAGAAGUCCAGGAUCUCGUACAAGGGAUAGAAGACCAAAUGCAAAGCCUACAAUACUCUCAUACCUCCUUGACACAGAAGGUAGAUAUCACUGAAGACUGCAAAAGACGAGCCAACAUUAAAAUCCGAGGCGUUCUAGACUCCAUAGGCCAGGCCGAACUGCCACACUAAAGGCGACUGCCAGAAUCACUCCUACCUCAUUCUCAGGCUAAAAAAAACCCUUCAGUUUGACGGCUGCUAAAGGAUUAAUAAAUCCAGAUAGGCCCCGUCCAAUGCCACCCGUGACAUAAUUGUAUGCUGCCAUUCCUUGGCUGACAAGAAUCGCAUCUUAGCAGCAGUGAGGGGCAAAACCCCAUUGGACUUUGAGGCUUCCAAACUGACACUUUUUUCAAGAUUUUACCAGGAAUACCCUACAAUGGCGGAGGACCCUCGGCACAGUCACGGGUCAAUUAAGAGAAGCCGUAGUGGAAUAUCGCUGGACUCUACCGCGAUCCCUUACCGGUACAACAGCGUAUAGCAGAAUGCUUAAACUCACCUCCAUAACGGAUGCUGCAGCAUUUCUUCAAAAACUGGACUAAAUCCAAAUCCUGAUGAGCCUAAUACCUCCUCCACCAAUCUCAUCCUGGGAUCCAGCCCGACUAAGCCUUUCACAUCUGGACCACCCAAUAUGCCUAUAAGUGUAUCUUGUUAAAUAUAUUUUUGUUCACCAUUACCGUUAAUUUAAUCUUUUCUCUCAUGCCUUAACACAAAGUUGAGUAACUCCAUGCCUACCUACAUCUCAUCUACUCACACAGUCUUUGCCCCAAGAUGGCCCAUACCAGCCACAAUAGCACCCAGACUUACAAGAAGGUUUACUAGCUCCGUUCCUUCCCGUUCCCCUUUGUUAGGGGUCAUUCAUCUACCAGUUUAAAACGACAGGUACCUAGCUUGCCAACAGUCAUUUAUAGUCACGCCCGACUUGCCUACACGAGAGUAAGACACUACCUACACAAAAUGGUCUGGUGCCAGACUAGCGCAUUACACCUAAUUGAGCAGCCCACCACCCACCUACGUGUACCCACCUAAGUGUAGCUACGUGGUACCUACACCUAACACAAACCGUCACUAAUCAUGCCGCCCAACCCCAUCUGAUUUACACACAAAAAAAUUUAAAAAAAAGUAAGAGGCCUGCUAAUGUUGAAUGCUUACAACUGUCAAUAUUCCACAUUUGUGCUUUCUCAACUUAUUCUGUGAAACCUAAAAUGCCUGUUACCUUGUCUCAAUAAAACAAAGAUUGGCAAAAAAUAAAAAUGCUACAGAGUUGGAGGCAACACACAGAAGACUGUUUUUUGCUGCACAAGAUGCCAUCAGACCAUCAAAAAAACAAAAUACAUGACAUCCCCUCCUGCCCUUUUGACCAUCUGUACUGGGUUUAAAGUCUGAUGUUGUGAUGUUCUCAUUGGUAUGUUCAAGGUUAAUGCAAAGUUUCCAGGCUUCCCUUGUCAUUAAACUCCGUGGCAGAGGUAUAUCACACAUCGAUUUGUCGUAGAGGAGUACAGUGUUCAAAACUCAAUGCAAAUCACAACCUGCAUGUUUACCCAACCUCUUCUGGUCUUGGUUUGUGGGGUUGUGGUAACAGUGGCAGCUAUUUUCAUGGCUUGUUAUAAUACCCUAAGAUUUUUAUAGGGUUUGAGUAUUUAGUGAACACUGUUCUAGAUAUAAAGCUUUCACCUGACACAUGCUUUGUACUUUUGAACAGGUCUUCUUAACUAUAAACUAAAAAAAAAGAAAGGAACAGGAAAUGUUGGAAUUACCCUUGUGAAUAGAGCAUAUGAGGAAUAAAUGGGCCGUAGUUUCUGAACGUACAACUUCAAAAACAAAUUCCAUACCAAGUAUAGAAACAUACAAGUUAAAAGGUAUAUAGGAAUCUUAAAGGACCAUGCCACACUUACCAAAAAAAACUAAAGUUUAGUAGAUAUACCCCCAAUGAAUACAUACAUGCAUAUUGUUCCGUACGUAAUCAUUGGGGGUAUAGUCUAAUACAGCUUCAAAAGCUGCAGUUUUUAGGACUGCAGCCUUUGUAAGCCCUCCCCUUUUUCACAGGAAGUGACUUUCAGUCCCUUCACGGUGAAUUGACCAAUCAGAGGCUUCUCAUAGGCACACAGCUUUCGACAACUGAAACAGAGCCUUGUGUAACCCAGUGUACAGUUUCACUGAACUUUGCUGGCUGACAGGAUUUUUAUUUAUUUGUAAAAGUCCCUCUACAUAAUACAUCUACAGGUAAAGUAAAUACAUAUGUAUUGUAUAUUAUUAGAAUCUAUAUAUGAAAUUAUAUUCUCCUUUUUCAAGAAUUC
Molecule: messenger RNA, 15460 nt
Organism: Pelobates cultripes (western spadefoot toad)
Lineage: Eukaryota; Metazoa; Chordata; Amphibia; Anura; Pelobatidae
Source: the annotation of a GenBank genome assembly